Molecule: messenger RNA, 1380 nt
Organism: Cimex lectularius (bed bug)
Lineage: Eukaryota; Metazoa; Arthropoda; Insecta; Hemiptera; Cimicidae
Exons: 2
Coding region: 783-1115 (110 amino acids)
Source: RefSeq, a predicted model, not a curated record
UAACAAUAAUAAUAAUAAUAGUUUCCCUGUCGCACUCGAUGAUCGGGAGUCUGUGGAGCUCCUCGGCGAACAGUUUUAGGACCUUGGCCAUCCAGCUUUCUUAAGAGGCCCUCUGCAUUGAGCCGGACAGAUUAUACCACCCCGCGAAAAAGGAAUAUUUUUUCACUUCUGUGACACAUCAGUAUGUGUUACAAUUUAUUACCUAGUUUUGCUCUUAAUAAUGUGAACUAUCUCCUAUGGCACAGCGGAAAAGGAUUCAGUCUUCUAGGCAUUGGGUAAAUAAGCGAUCGGUUUUUGCCUUGAGAAACAAAAUCCCAUUCUUCAAUAAGAGUGGCUUGAAGUUGUUCAACCGUUGUUGGAGGCGGCGAACGAUGUUUAACCAGUCUCUUUAUCAUGUCGUGGAAGUGUGUGAGACAAUGAGAUUCAUGUCAAGAGAACGUGCUGGCCAAUUCAUGUUGUUAUUCUCUACAUCCUCCAAGUGAUGGAUGACUAGAGCUAUAUGCGGUCGAACAGUAUCAUGCACUAAAAGUGAGUUAUCUACAAAAAAAGGAGCGAAUGCGAUUACAGCUUUGAGGAGAACUUCCUCAAUGUAGAUUAGUGCAGACAAAGAUCCAUUCUGUAUGAUAAUCAGUUCGGGGUAGGAAUUUAACCUAUUCUACUUUAAAAGCAUCUGGACAAAUGCAUAAUACUGUGGUGACCUAGAGGAACCACCACAGACGGCCCUGUCCAGGGCUUCAUCACCACACAUCUCUCGCCUACCCCCCCACAGGUCGGUUCUACCCAUGGAGAGCGUCCACAUCCACCGGGAGUGGGGGAAAAAGGAUAUAUGCCAAAAAGGAGCAGAGAGGGGAGAAUUCUGUUCCCUGACCGGAAGGUUGCUGGACGGCGGAAGAAGAACAGGGCUGAUUGCGGAAAAGGAGAGAAAGCAAGGAGGAGAGAAAGGAAGAAAGGAGGACGUUUCCCGGAAGGGACCAACCCAGGACACCGGACCACCUCAGGAAAGAUAUGUUAAUAUUAACGAGAAGGGUUUCAUAAUUGGCAAUGCUACCUACUGCACCGUCUUCCCACUGCAAAUCAUGACUCGUAUACCGCAUGUUGAUGAAAUCCGAGAAUAAUGUUUAUAAUAUAGUUUAAUGAGAGAAAAUUGUUUUUCGAAAAUUAAUUUUCGUUAGUCGUUUAGUAAACAUUUAAAUAUUAGGGUUUAGAUUAGAAUUGGAAAUGGUUUCAGCUCAAUGAAAAGGGUUACAAUUAAUUUGUAAAUCGUUGUAUUGGAAAAAGUUCAAAUAGAAUUGGAAAUGCUAUACAAUAAAUUUAUUUAAGUUAAUCACUAGUUCCAUUGAUCCUGGUCUAUUCAUUAUUGCUAAAUUUUUUGUAAUUGAA